AGAAAUACACCAAUCGCAUGCUAAUGCGGAACGUCAUAUAUAUGUUGCCACGUUUUCACACUAGGUAUGCGAUUGGUCCAUUUUUACAGGCAUAAAUAAUGCAUAUAAAUUCGUUCAUUAAUUAUUGCACUAUUAUUCGCUCUUAUAUAACAAUGUAACGCCUCCGACAAGUUGUAGAUUCAAUUUAAUCUCAUUGGCGCGAAAGCUGUCACGGCUGACUCUUGAUAAUCAGUUUUAUCGUUAUCGACCAAUUGCUGCGAGUUCGUCAUCGGAUAUACAAUUCUGAGUAAUUUAUAUAUUCGUCGUGUGACAAGAAAGUGCUUGUAUUACUCAGUUUUAGUCAAGAAAAAUGAACACAGAACAUUUGUUUGUCGAAUCAGUAGAGAUACUGCGAAACACUCUGCCGCAUUAUCACACCUUGCUGGAAGCGAUUCUUGUGUUCGGGAUAGUGUGGUUUAUUUCUAAGAAAAGGAUACCGAGACACGAUUCGGCGAUCUCGGAGCAGUUGGUUGAGAACAAAUUGGCGAACUGGCGACCGGAGUCCCUCGUGCCGGAGCCACCGCAGGAUCAUCCCUCACUGAAUCCCAGACGCGUCACCUCCAAAGUCGGGAAAUGGGUGACAGUUGAUGGUAAGGAUUGCCUUAACCUAGGUACGCAUAACUACUUGGGUCUGUGUGGCAACGCAGAGCUGACGGAAACCGCCAUGGCGACUAUAAAGAAAUACGGCGUUGGAUCAUGUGGACCACGAGGCUUCUAUGGUACCACUGAUAUACACCUCGAAUUGGAGGAUCGUUUGGCUAAAUUCAUGGGUCUGGAGGAAGCGAUAAUAUACUCCUAUGGGUUUGCCACCUUAGCGUCCGCAAUCCCGGCUUAUUGCAAGCGUAACGACUUGAUAUUUGUGGACGAGCAAGUAAAUUUCGCUGUACAGAAAGGACUGGACGCUUCACGAGGAAAGAUCCAGUUCUUCAAACACAAUGACGUUCAGGAUCUACAUAAUCUCCUGAUGAAACAGGACGAGGUAGACCGAAAGUAUCCAAAAAAAGCUGCAAAGAUCAAACGUUUUUUGAUUGUAGAAGGUAUUUACAUGAACACUGGAAACAUCUGUCCAUUACCAGAAUUAUUGGAUCUUUGUAGAAAAUAUAAAUUGAGAAUUUUCAUCGACGAGUCGAUAUCGUUUGGUACAAUUGGUCCAUGUGGAAGAGGCAUCACGGAAUAUCACAACAUUCCUGCCAGUGAAAUUGACAUGAUAAUGGGAUCUUUAGAGUGUGCUAUAGGAACUAUUGGAGGUUUUUGCGUGGGUACAUCCUUCAUCAUUGAUCAUCAACGUUUAUCUGGUCUUGGCUACUGUUUCUCAGCAUCUCAGCCACCUCUCUUGGCAUCCGCGGCAAUCACUUCUUUAAAUAAGAUUGAAAAUAAUUUGGAAAUAUUUCAAUCUCUAAGAAAUAAUGCUUUAUUGAUAGACAAUGGUCUAAAAAAAAUCCCGAUGUUAGAAUGCACUAGUUCCCCAGAAUCGCCUUUGAAACAUGUGUAUCUGAAGGGACAGAAAGAUCGUACCAUCGAAGAAAAAUUAUUAACUGCUAUUUCUAAUAAAUGUAUAGAAAAUAAUUUAGCUAUUAUACUGCCUGCCUACUUGGAGGCGGAAAGAAUUCUGCCUAGACCUAGUUUUAGGCUUUGUGUAUCUGCUAAUCUAGAUAACAGUGAUAUUGAGUUUGCACUAAAGACUUUGAAAAAAUGCACAGAAGAAGUUUUGUUGUAUCAUUUUUUUUUACAAGUGAAAUAAACGAAUGUUGAAAGAGAUAUAUUUAGAAACCUAGUGAUCUUGUAUAUUUGUAGAAAUGUAUAUCUAAUAUUUAUAUAUAUCUUAAUUCAUCUAAGUAAAUACUCUUUUGUACAAAAUAAAAAUUAAAAUAAAAGAUUACAAAAUUACAA
Messenger RNA from Monomorium pharaonis (pharaoh ant), 1929 nucleotides. It is a transcript of the gene Spt-I, whose product is annotated as serine palmitoyltransferase 1. The transcript has 2 exons. Gene Ontology annotation, cellular component: endoplasmic reticulum. Gene Ontology annotation, biological process: ceramide biosynthetic process; sphingosine biosynthetic process. Gene Ontology annotation, molecular function: pyridoxal phosphate binding; serine C-palmitoyltransferase activity. The record is from RefSeq and is a predicted model, not a curated record. NCBI's taxonomy places the organism in Eukaryota, Metazoa, Arthropoda, Insecta, Hymenoptera, Formicidae. Bases 350 to 1780 code for a protein of 476 amino acids.